Molecule: messenger RNA, 1044 nt
Organism: Cavenderia fasciculata
Lineage: Eukaryota; Evosea; Eumycetozoa; Acytosteliales; Cavenderiaceae
Exons: 1
Coding region: 1-1044 (347 amino acids)
Source: RefSeq, a predicted model, not a curated record
AUGAUGAUGAAAUCUUUAAUAUUAUUAAUUGUAAUUUUAAUAGCUUUAAUUGAAGCUCAACCAAUACCAUAUCCAAAGGUAUCGGAUUCAUUUUUGGGUGCCAAUGACACUGGUGUUUCACUUUUCCCAUCAUAUCUUGGAUUAAAGAUACAUAUUCGUUGUUAUGCCAAUGUAACAUCUGCCAAUAGAAAGGGACCUAUUGCCUUGUUUGACUCGGGUCUUCCAUUCUUUUCGACUGCUUGGGUGUCUGUCAUUCCAUCGGUCUUGGAAAACAUGCCAGCUUGGAACAUUAGCAAAGCUUGCUUUAUUGACCGUUACGGAUAUGGCUGGAGUGACUCUUCCAAAUACCCAAUCACCACUCAAGACUAUGUCAUGCGUCUCCGUGGGUCACUCCAAGUAGCCGGUUUGACUGGAAAGUAUGUCCUCGUCGGUUGGUCAUGGGGAUCGAUCUUUGUUCAAACCUACUCACUCACCUAUCCCAAGGAUGUAGUCGGUAUUAUGACAGUCGAUGGAACUGACUCGAAAUGGGGAUUCAUCUCGUCCAAUCAACAAGCCGUUAUCACCUACACUGACAUUAUCAGAGGUUACAUUAGUCUCAAUAAUGUAGGCUCGCUCGAGUCGUUGGCCAGAGCCGACGAAAUUUCACAUGCUUUUGGAUGGUUCCCAAGUGCCUUGGUCUCGACUGGUUUCACCGAAUGUUCCAUCGACGCCACGCAAGACAUCUUUUUGAAUAACAAGUUCCUCAAGGCUGCCAUCCAAGAGUACAACAUUAUGGUCGUAUCUUCGGUCAUGCUCAACUUUACCUAUGCUCUCAAAGGUACAACUCUCAAGGACUUGCCAUAUGUCAACCUCUUUGCCAGUCAUGACCAAGACUGGACCAAUCGUCAAACCUACAUGGCUUCGCUCUCGUCCAAUUCCAUGACCCUUCCAGUUGUUCCAAUCGAUCAUUUUGUACCACUCACAAAUCCAGAUGUUAUCAUUUCUGGUCUUGCUGCUCUAUCUAAUAAGAUCUCUACCAAUCCCGCUAAAAUUUGGGGUCGUUAA